AUGAUCCAAUAUCUUCCUAACGAGCUACAUAUACAAAUUUUGAUUUAUGUUGCUAAUGAGACAAACUUUGAAAAAUUUUGCUCUCUACGAACCGUUUGUAAAAAGUGGAACUCAUUCGUUCCAUUAGUAACUCAUGAAAUUGUUAUCUCUAGACUAAAUUCUGGUUUAAAACUUGAGUUAACAGACUGGAACGAGACCAAAUGGUCUAAAAAUUUACCGCCAACAUAUUGUGAUUCUACAAAAACUUUUACCUUUUUAUUCGAUAAUACUGAUGGUACCAUUAACUCUUGUAAUGGUUACAAAAAAUCAGUCAAAAAUAAAAUUAAUUUUAUAGCCUAUGUGGAAAAGAGUGAAGAUAUAUCCAUUCCAAUUAAACUUGGUGCUAAAUUCGGUGAAUUAACUUUUCCUGAUUUUAUAAAUGAUGAUAUAUAUGAAUAUCAAUUCGAUCAUCAAAAUAACGUAUGUUUUAAACGGGAGACUAAUGUUGAUGAGAAGGGUGAGAGCACUAGCAACAUAAGAAUUUAUAGCUUUACUAUUGCGGCUUGGAAACUUUGCUAUAUUCUAGAUUGUCUUAAAUUUGAUCGCAAACUUACAAAUUUGAAAGAAGGAUUUCAAUAUCAUUAUGAGAGAAUUCGAUAUUUUGGGUGCUGUUUAAGGAGUAGGAUUUAUGCUACUUACGAAGAUGAUUCCAGUGAAGAUUAG
Molecule: messenger RNA, 702 nt
Organism: Dentiscutata erythropus
Lineage: Eukaryota; Fungi; Glomeromycota; Glomeromycetes; Diversisporales; Gigasporaceae
Source: the annotation of a GenBank genome assembly